CGAGAUGCUUGACCGAAUCUUGCAUUUUGUGCUACUAAUGUCACUUUCGAUCGCCCUGUUUCCCAUACAAUGUGCCAUUCUUUUUCCAUUUAAAGUGCUGCUGCUCCCCCUCUGCCAUGAUUCCCCUCCACUUCGCUUCGCCCAGCCUUGAUCUCUUGGAAUAAUUAGACAGCAACCAUCUACAGCCCACAUCCUACAGCAACCUGAGCAUGAUCGAGACUACUCCCGAAAAUGAAACCCCCGUCCUUCCAUCAGUUGUGCUCCAGCCUGACACCAUGGAGAUUACUAAGCCUCUGAAAGAGGCAUUGGAAGGAGCCAUGUGUCGCUCCUUCAGUCUCAACGGUGACUCCCCCAAGGAGUUCCUUCCCGAGCCGGAAAUCAACCUGAUUAUUUCCGAGGAGUCGAUAUUGGGGGCUCUCCGGACCUCCUAUCCUGGGCCUGACUUCAUGCGUCGCAUGUAUGCCUCAACAAUCUACAAGUACCAGACGCACACCAAGACUUUUGCCAUCCUGGCCUUGAUCGGCCGAGUCGAUGCCAUCAUAGCCUUCAGAGAGAAUCGCCUCGGCGACGCGCAACUCCCAUUGGCAUUUUCUCACAUGUCGGGAAAAACGCCGGGCACAUUGGUGCGGUCCAUGGUCACCCGGUCCACCUUUGACCUAUCCUUGAUGGGACUCAGUCACUACGAGUCGAUACUCUUCGAGGAGACACAGUGGAAGUUUCUCGCUCCUGUCUUUGCGCGAGCUGAUCUCGACGGCAAACCUCGCGCGUUCUCGGGGGAUGCAAUUCUGCCUUUCGUCAUGCCAGACUUCCCUCACGGAAUCCGGUCGCCUCGCAAUGCUUGCAGCAAAAACUCCCGCAUAUACCAGGCCCGCCUUCACGACGGGCAUCACGACUUUCCCGUCUCUACAGUCGCAGUCAAGCAGCUUCUCAAAGCUGGACCGGAGGACUAUGCUCGCGAGGUGGAAGCCCUCAAGACCUUUGGCGGCCCGGAUCAACCCAAUGUCAUUGAGCUACUUGCCGCCUUCAAGCACGGAGAUACCUACUACUUGGUGACUCCUUGGGCUGAACACGACCUGCACGGCCUCUUCACCGAACCGACAUCCUCUUUGCCUUGCGACUCGGCCAGCGCGGUGAAGCCUGCCACCUUGACCGCGAAGCAGAUGCUUGGUGUCGCCGAGGCCUUGAAGGCGAUCCAUUAUUGCCGACAGAAGAAGCGCUCCAGCAAAAGAGACAACGAAACGGCUGAAGAAGUCAGUGGGAGCUACCACGGCGACAUCAAACCCGAAAACAUCCUCGUGGAAAAUGGGCAGUGGAAGCUGGCCGACUUUGGCCUGUCCCAGAUCGGCCGCGGGACACACCCUUCACAAGAAGAUAGGCCUGCAGGCUGUUCGCCGACGUACCGUGCUCCAGAGCAUGACGUUGGCAAGUUUGAUGGCCAAAAGGCAGAUAUCUGGUCUCUAGGCUGUGUCAUGAGCGUAGCUGCUACGUGGAUGACUCUGGGCCGCAAGGGGGUGAGGAAGUUCAGCGCCAAUCGCCAGACAAAGGCCGGUAAACGGUUCGAUAACUCCUUUUUCGAGGUUUCCGGAGACCAAGAAAAGGGAACCCGAGUUAAACUCAAGGCCGCUGUCUCUCACUGGAUCAGUCGACUUCGUCGAGCCCCGAAAGCGAGUCCCUUCACUCAAGACUUGCUUGACCUGAUCCAAGAUAAGAUGCUGGAAGUUGACGGUUCUAAGCGGAUAUCGUGCGCUGGCGUUGUCUCCACCCUCGAGAAGAUGUAUGAAAAGUGCGUAGGCGACCCAGGCUAUACAGAGCCAGCUCCUCGAGGAGAAAUGUCAAGUUGGACAUGCAGACAUGAGCUAUCGAUAGGAACCUCGAAUUAUGAAGCUCGAUCUAUCACUGUCAAUGUGGUCGAAGUACCAAGCCCAACACAACGCAGUCAGCCACCUCCGACGCUUGCACCACACUUCAACUCUUCCUACUCGUCCACCGGCUCUCACAAUUCGGAGUAUGACGAGAUGAUUAACUUUUCCUUGCCUACAUCAUUUACAGAGCCACUUUUCUCUCUUGGACCUUACGACCAUACCAUGAAUCAGUCGAACAUUGUAUAUGGAGGCAUGAAUUACACCAUCUCGCCUGACAUGGGCCAACUCGGGUCACCAAACAUAGACGAGCCCUCUACUUUCGGAGGCCCCCUGACAUCUCGUCCGAGUCUGACUGUUCCUGAAACCACCAAGAAUGGGAAGCGGCGCUGUAGCCCCAGCAACGAGAUGCCUGAAGGCAAACGGUGUAGGUUGCAGACGUCGCCAAGAAAAAGUGCUGCAGUCACACAGAGUGCGCGAAAUUCUUCCGACUUAGCCUCAGAGUCGCCUACGACUAGUCAAGAUGGAGAGGGCGCUUUUGCAUGCCCUUAUUACAAGAACAACCCGGAGCAGUUUUGCAAGGGGAAGCGGAAGUCAUGUGCAGGAGCCGGUUGGAAAAGCUUCCACAGGCUCAAGUAAGCUUCCUUCACUCCCGUCUGACAUGCGUAACACUACGUACAGAUGGAACAAGAUUUCACCGGCUUACAUGUCAUGAUAGGGAACACCUUCGUCGCAAUCAUCUCGAACGUGGAUACAAAUGUAGCAGGUGUCAAGUCCGACUGUCAUCGUCAGAAAAGCUCAAAGACCACUACAAUUCCGAAGUUCAAUGCCAAAGGCAAUCUGUUGUCAUCGAUUAUACCAUGGACAGCGCCCAGUGGAGCUCUUGUCAAGGACAUAUGCGCGGGGAGAAUGGAGCCGACAAGUGGCGUGAGGUCUACAAAAUCA
This is a messenger RNA of Colletotrichum acutatum, 2804 nucleotides long. RefSeq names its product kinase-like domain-containing protein. The record is from RefSeq and is a predicted model, not a curated record. Gene Ontology annotation, molecular function: ATP binding; protein serine/threonine kinase activity. Gene Ontology annotation, biological process: peptidyl-serine phosphorylation; peptidyl-threonine phosphorylation. Lineage: Eukaryota; Fungi; Ascomycota; Sordariomycetes; Glomerellales; Glomerellaceae. The coding region runs from base 210 to 2498 and encodes 762 amino acids. The transcript is spliced from 2 exons.